AUGGCUCGUUGCAAAACUAGUCGUGGUAACCGAAAACUUCAAAUUCGAAUCAGACGCGGUUAUCAUAUCUUACAAGGCUGCGAAGUUCACAGAAAAAGGUUCCAAGUGUAAGUUUGAAAAGUAUGAUGUGACCAAAGUUAGCUUGAGGUUUUGCAGUAAUAUAGCGAAAAUUCCUCAACUUGAAACCAGGAUUGAUUGGAAUUAUGGCGAAUUUCGAGAACAAAGAAUUCUAAUCGGAGGAGAAUUCGAUGAGGAUGAUAUGAAUUUAAUUGAUGGAAACCGAUCAGAAUUUUCGAUUUUAUACAGAGGACUAUCCAAAGCGACGGUUUGUUUUUUGCUUGGGCGGAAUAAUAUUUCAUUAGUCAAUCCCAUCUGUUUUCACACCUCAUAAACUUGUGUCAAUUCAUAAAAGUGAAACCUUUGAUAAGACAAUUAAUCGGUACUCUUUGAUCACAACAAAUUGUUGUCAAUCACCGUAAAAACCCAGGAACACAUUUUUUCUUACAGAUCGAGGAACUGAAAAAUAGUUUUAACAAUGCUGAAAAAUGGAUGAGUUUUCGAAACGAGAACGAUAAUGUUGAAAAAUUUCGAGAAAAAAGGGAUCGAUUAUUUGAUGAUUAUUUUUAUAAGCUAUUAGAAGGAAUCAAUGAUCAAUCAUCAAAUUCUCUUAAUUCAAAACGUGAGUUGAAGGCUGCUAAAUAAUCAAUUAUUUCGAUUUCCCUCGAGAAUUUUCAUCAAUUUUUUUCCCUAAAAACAAUUUUUGUCGUUUCCAGAAAAAUCCAAACUCCGAUUCAGGGAGAAUUUUGUGAUCGAGGAAGGAGCAAAGGAAAAUGAUCCUGAUUUAAAAGUCAGAAAAAUGGAAAUUGAGGAGAAAAAUAAUGGUAUAAUUUUUGUAAAAGAAAUUAGGUGCGGUGAAGUCGCUAGUUAGAUAGAUCUCUGCGAGUAAAAAUAAUAAGGCCACUGUUUUUCGAAUUGUUCUCUCACUUAUUAUUUUGUUAAUUACUUUUCAAAUAAACUUUUAGAAAAACCUAGAAAAAAAACUCACAACUUUCCCAGCAGAAUUUUGCCAAUCCGGAUAUUUUCCGCGCAAAUAGUUGACAUAAGCAUCUCUCGCAUUUUUCGCAUUAUUCAAUCGUCUUUCCAUCACCGAAAUUCUUUCAUCGAUUCCAGACAAAGUUUCACGAUGCGCAUUUUGUGGAAUCAUUUAUUUAUACUUUUUUUCAAGUUAUGAAGAGAGGAAAAUAAAAUGAAAUAAUCCAGAUGUUUCGAAACAAAAAGUAGAAUAAAAAUCCAAGUUGUCAUGGCAACAGAAAUUAUAAGAAGAAAAAGAAAAAGAAGUUCCCUUUUGUGGAAGGAAAAAAUUGUUGUGUUUCAUCUUUCAAAAAAAAGAUAGUCGAUCAUGAUACACAUCAAAGAUACGUCAUGAAAUCAUUGUUGGUAUCAUUUUUUGAAAAUUGGAAAUGACUGGGGUACUGUAGGAUCAAAGAUUUUUGUCAAAUAAAUAAAUAUGUUUUGAUGAAGGUGGGAAAAUUUUCUGAAGGUUGAUUUUGAAAGGAUACAAUUUAGAUAGAUAAACAAUUAACACCAAAAUUUUGGAUUACUGUAGCCAAUGAAUUGUGACAAGGAUCGACUACAGUAAUACGCGGCACCUAUUUUUGGCACUAACAUAAAAAGUUAUGGAAACGGAUGUUUUACGUUUCCAAAAAUUUUUAUAAUAUUUGAAAAUCGGAGAGUUCAGAAUUUUUAGUUCUACUUUACUGACUUAAGAUGUUUUUGGAAAAUUCCAAAAUGUUAUGGGUUGGUUUUUAAUCAAACCCAGAACCCUCACUUCCAUUAAAAAUGUAUAAAGUUCCUAGAAGUUCAUCACAAAUUCUUAUUUUUCGAAACUCCGAAUCCCAUUUUUUAAAACCCCUUAAAUACACGUAUUUAUUUUCAAAUCACAAACUUGAACAACAUCUGUAUGAUUUCUGUUACAGUAUCCCAUUCUCGUUCAUUUUUUUGUUGACCACAAUGACUUCGUGACGUAUCUUUGAUGUGUACAACGGUUUUCCGAUCUCUUUUUUGAAAGAUGAAAAUGAUAUGAUUGUAUGUUCUUUGUUUCAGUGUUUGAUUCAAUGAAUAAAUAAGUUUGUUUCAGAAAUUCCGGAAAAAAACUGAAUCAAAUUAGUGCAGUUAAUAAAGGGUUUUUAAAACUUAUUUUGAAAUAACGAAACUUAGAAGAUUUGCAUUUUCAAAUAACAACAGUCUAGUAAACAUGGAUUUGUGAUUGUUUGAUCUUUUCAACUGUUUUUAUCAUUGAUAGAAAAACUUUGAAAGAUCGUUUUGGUUUGAUUCAUAGGUUCAGAUAUAUUUUUAUAACAUGACAGUUUAAAAUCUCGUGUCUUUCUUGGUAUCACAGAACGAUACAUUCUAAACUUGCAUCUUUCAUUUUCAAAAGAUGAAAUGAUCGUCGUACACUUUUCCGAUACGUCACGAAGUCAUUGUGGUUCAGGAGUACGGUAGAAAAUGUUCAAUUUUGUGAUGGGGGAAUAUAUGUUUUUCUAGUUUUCUGGGGCUAAUAAGGAAAAGAGAAAUGAUCGCGUUGAUCUUUUGAAGUGUGUUUUGUGGUUGGAAUGAUUUUUAAAGUAUAAGGAGGUUGAAAGAGAAUUGUGAGGAGCCAAGAGAUUAGACUCCAAUUAUUGGAGUAGGAAAACAAGGAGAUCUUUUCAAGGCGUGAAUACAGUAAUUGAGCCGCGAUUUUCUGAAAGUUCGGAAUAUUUUUUCAAGACAUUCAAAAAUUUUCCUGAAAAUAUUAGAUACUUAAAAGAUUUUCUGAAUUUUUGGUUCAAAAAAGAUCGAACAUUUCCGAGUUUCCAUUUUCCAGGUUUCAACUUUCUGCAAAAUAUCUGGUUUUCUAGAACUUACAAUUUCACACUGAAAAAAAUAGCUAUUCUACCUUUUUAAUAAUCAAAAAUGGAAUGAAAUUUAAACUAAUGACGGUACGUGUUUUUAUUAUGACGUGAACUUUUUUUUGCACUUAUUUUCAUUUACAAAUUUUUAAUAAGUACGAUGUGGGGACAAAUUCUCAAUAUUUCAAAGCACCUUUUAACAAUUGAUGAUGAAGGUUAGCUAUUUUCAGACAAAUUUUCAGGGAUCUGAUAAAUUUGCAAUUUUCCAGCCUAG
This is a messenger RNA of Caenorhabditis angaria, 3162 nucleotides long. The record is from the annotation of a GenBank genome assembly. NCBI's taxonomy places the organism in Eukaryota, Metazoa, Nematoda, Chromadorea, Rhabditida, Rhabditidae.